Messenger RNA from Rotaria socialis, 1392 nucleotides. The record is from the annotation of a GenBank genome assembly. Lineage: Eukaryota; Metazoa; Rotifera; Eurotatoria; Philodinida; Philodinidae.
AUGGACAUUUUAAAUAACAACAAUAUUAAUAUACUCGAUCUGCCAGAUGAAAUAUUACGUACUAUUCUCAAUAAACUAAAUAUGGUCGAUAUACUCUAUUCAUUAGUAGAUGUAAAUCAACGAUUUGAUCGAUUAGCGCUUGAUUCUCUUUAUAUACAUCAUCUCGACUUGGUGAUCAAACGAGAUGAUAUUCAUAAUUCUUCGGUAGAUACUCACAUUAUAGAGAGAAUUUGUUCCAAAAUCUUACCUCGAAUUAAUGAUAAAGUAACCAAAUUUACUCUCGAACCACUUUCUGUCGAACGUGUUCUUGGUACUAUCCAUUAUCCUCAACUGCAUUCGUUAUCAUUUGUUAAUUUUCAACCAAAAAUACUCUCACAACAUUUAUUAGAUAAAACCAUGAUACGUCUUCUUGAGAAUCAAAUAACACAUAUCACUGUCGAUGUCAAUAUUGACAAUGUCGAAAUGCCUAAUAGAAGUGAACAAAAUGCGUUUCUAGUCAUACUAUUAGUUAGUAAAUGUUUAAGUGAUUUAACCUAUCGUCAAACAUCCUCAGAAAAAUAUAUAACAAUUUUACCUUCAAAUAUUUCAUAUACACAUUGUUUAUCUUCAACCCUUACUAAAUUGACAAUAAAUGUUAACACUUUUGAUGAUUGUCUUUAUCUUCUUAAUGGAUGUCUUCAAUCAUUAUCUACGCUGAUUAUCCGUAUUAGUAAAAUAGACCGUUCAUCAUCAAUGAUAGAUAAUACCAAAAAACUUGUCAAAUUGAAAUGUUUUUCAUUAAUAACAGAUUGGCGCACAUGUUAUUACGACCAACCAGUUGUGCCGCUACUUCGUCGGAUGCUAAAUCUUGAAGAACUAACAUUAUUUCUCUCAGUAGUAAGACCUAUAUGCACUUAUAUAGAUGGCAAUCAAUUAUUUGAUAAAGCUCUUAAUUAUAUGCCACGACUGAACAAAUUUAUCUUCAGUAUAAACACUUGCAUUAUCAACGAUGACAUUGGAAUAGAUCGUCCAUCAAAUGAUGACAUUCGAAAUAGUUUCACUGAAAGAGGAAUUCAAUCAUUUGAUAUAUGUUUUGAUGAUAAAUUCAUGAAUAGCCAAGGCAAUUGUCAUGUUUAUUCUCUUCCAUAUCAAUUCAACGAAUUCUUAUUUAUGAGUAACUGUUUUCAAGGGGGAAGAUUUGAUACAGUUCGAUUGUUAUCAAUGCGUGACGAACGGCCAUUUGAACAUAAAUUAUUCCAAAUCAUCUCUCAAGACUUUCCUUUUCUUCGACAAUUGAUUAUACGUAAUGAUAUACCACAAAAAAAUGGACAACAUCAUUCGUGUACAUUGAUUACAUUUAAUCAUCUUUUGGCACUCGAUAUUCUCAGUGUACACAAUGACUGUGUGAUAUAG